Scleropages formosus (Asian bonytongue) is the source of this 3279-nucleotide messenger RNA. RefSeq names its product hephaestin-like protein 1. Gene Ontology annotation, cellular component: plasma membrane. The coding region runs from base 1 to 3279 and encodes 1092 amino acids. Gene Ontology annotation, molecular function: copper ion binding; ferroxidase activity. Gene Ontology annotation, biological process: iron ion transport. The transcript is spliced from 19 exons. NCBI's taxonomy places the organism in Eukaryota, Metazoa, Chordata, Actinopteri, Osteoglossiformes, Osteoglossidae. The record is from RefSeq and is a predicted model, not a curated record.
AUGGACCAGGCCAGUAGGACUGCAGCGUUCCGUCUGGUGCUGCUGUCGGUCCUUUUUUCAGGACUCGACAGCACCACCAGGACCUUUUACAUCGGCAUUAGGGAGGAGAUGUGGGACUUCGCGCCCACUGGAAGAAACACUGUAACCGGGAGGGUCAUCGAUCAAGAUCAACAGGCAUCACUGUUCCUGCAACAAGGUCCACAUCGAAUAGGACGUGUGUACAAGAAGGCCGUGUACAAACAGUACACGAGUGAGACGUAUAGUAAGGAGAUCGCCAAACCCAGCUGGCUCGGUUACCUGGGGCCGCUGCUCAUGGCAGAGGUUGACGAUGUCAUUGUGGUCCACCUGAAGAACUUUGCAUCCAGGCCGUAUUCAAUGCACCCCCAUGGCGUCUUCUACAAAAAAGAUUCAGAAGGGGCGUUGUAUCCGGACAAGACCACAGGGAAGAACAAGACGGACGAUCAGGUCCUGCCAGGAGGGAACUAUACCUAUGAGUGGGUUGUCAAACCCCAGUAUGCCCCUGCCGAUGGGGAUAAACCAUGCCUCACCUGGGUGUACCAUUCGCACGUCCACUCUUCACAGGACAUUGCUUCAGGCCUCAUUGGUGGCCUCAUCACCUGCAAGAAAGGGACACUCUUCAACCCAAGCAAUCAGACGAAGCCAGAGCGGAAGGAUGUGGACAAGGACUUUUUCUUGAUGUUCAGUGUUGUGGAUGAGAAUCUCAGCUGGUACCUUGAGGAGAACAUUCAGACUUUCUGCUCUGACCCCACCGGAGUAGACCGUGACAGCGAAGAAUUCCAGGAGUCCAACAGGAUGCACGCCAUAAAUGGGUAUGUGUUCGGCAAUUUGCCUGGUCUGGAGAUAUGCCACAACCACACAGUCGCCUGGCAUCUUCUGGGCAUGGGCAACGAAGUGGAUGUCCAUGCCGCCAACUUCCAUGGUCACACGUUGCUUGACCGUGGUCACCGCACUGAUGUCCUUAGCCUGUUCCCAGCUAGCUUGGUCACCGCAGAGAUGUUCGCAGGAACCACUGGGAAGUGGAUGCUCAGCUGCCAGGUCAAUGACCACAUACAAGCUGGAAUGCAGGCCUUCUACUGGGUUUUCUCCUGCGGGAAAGAAACCGGAGGUGACCAAGGAGGGCCUCCCAGUGGUACAACCAGGCACUACUACAUUGCUGCAGAGGAGCAGCUGUGGAACUAUGGUCCAACAGGAAUCAAUGCCUUGAAUAAUCUGUCCUUGAGUGAUGCUAGCAGCCCCUCAGAGUCCUACUUUGGUACCAUGAGGGGUCAUCUCGGGGGUGUAUACCGCAAAGCACACUAUGUGGCAUACACAGAUGACACAUUCACCACCAAAAAAGAGGCGAUGGAUGCAGAAAAACACCUAGGCAUUCUGGGCCCAGUGAUCCGAGCAGAGACAGGAGACCUGAUCCAUGUGACAUUUCUGAACAAGGCCAGUAGGAACUACAGCAUUCUGCCCCACGGCAUACAAUAUGAGGAAGGGUAUGAAGGCUCCAGCUAUGGCACAGACACGGAGAGGUCCGGACAUUGGGUACCUCCUGGACAGCGAUUCACCUACAGAUGGAGGGUGAUGGAAGGGCCUUCCCCCAGCGACCCAGCAUGCAUCUCUUUCUUAUACUACUCUGCCACCGACCCAGUCCGUGACACCAACUCGGGGCUCGUGGGUCCCCUGCUGGUGUGCAAGAGUAACACACUGGACCAGAGUGGUGCUCAGAAAGGUGUAGACAAAGAAUUCUUUCUGCUCUUCUCUUUGAUGGACGAAAACCUCAGCUGGUACCUUGAAGAUAACAUUGAAAUGUUUGGAUCAAAUAACUCUGAACCACAGGAUAAAGACUUUCAGGACAGCAAUAUAAUGCAUGCAGUCAACGGUUUUCUGUACGGGAACUUGCCGGGGCUGGACCUCUGCCUGGGGGACCGAGUUUCGUGGCAUGCCUUUGGGCUGGGAUCAGAGAUGGAUAUCCAUGGGAUCCACUUUGAGGGCAACACCGUCCAGUGGGAGGGCUUGAGGCGGGAUACCUUCAACCUGUUUCCUCACACCACAGUGACUGUUUCCAUGGCGCCAGAUUCCAUUGGUAGGUUUGAAAUCAGCUGCAUGACAACAGAUCACUAUGAGGCUGGCAUGAGGCAUCAGUACACAGUGCAGAGGUGCACUAGGCCACAUGCUGAGCCCACCACAACACCACUUGUGUUGCACUACUUCAUAGCAGCAGAGGAGCUGGAGUGGAACUAUGCCCCAGACAGGACAUGGGAGCUGGAGAAGCACAAUGCCACCAAGGAAACUAGUCCUGGGAGCAUAUUUGUGGGAAAUGGAGAGAAUCGCAUUGGGCCCAAGUACAAGAAAGUAGUCUUCAGGGAGUACACAAACUCCUCCUUCCUGGAAAGAAAGAUCAGGUCAUCUACUGAAGAGCACCUGGAGAUCAUGGGUCCUAUCAUCAAGGCAGAGGUGGGAGAGCAAAUUCUGAUCACCUUCAGAAAUAAUGCCAGCCGUGCAUACUCCAUGUAUGGCCAUGGAGUGAAAAUGAGUCAGCACCCAGAUGCUGUGGAGCCAGGUGACGUAAAAGAGUAUCGGUGGAAUAUUCCAGAAAGCUCUGGCCCUGGACCUUCAGAUCCAAACUGCAUCUCUUUUGCAUAUCAUUCUUCCAUCGACUUUGUCAAGGACACUGUCAGUGGACUCAUUGGUCCCUUGGUGAUCUGCAGAAAAGGCACACUGAGUCAGAGCAGGUGCAGGAAGGAUGUAGACAGAGAAUUUGCCUUGCUCUUCAUGGUGUUCAAUGAGAACUUGUCAUGGUAUCUGGGGGACAACAUCAAGAGUUACCUUGGGAAGGACCCGGGCACUUUCUCCAUGACCCCAGAGUUUGAGGAGAGCAACAAAAUGCACGCCAUCAACGGGAAGCUGUAUGGUAACCUGAAUGGUCUGAUCUUAAUGGAGGGUGACCGGGUGGACUGGUACCUCCUGGGAAUGGGCAGCGAGGUGGACAUGCACACAGUCCACUUCCAUGGAGAGACAUUCACCUACAAGACCAACUGGACUCACCGCAGUGAUGUCUUCGAGCUGUUCCCAGGAACCUUCCAGACGGUCUCAAUGGUGGCAAGGAACCCCGGGAACUGGCUGAUGCACUGUCAUGUGGCUGACCACAUUCUGGCUGGCAUGGAGACCACAUUCACCAUCAGGAGCAGUGCAGGUGAGGAGCAAGCUGCUUUACCCAGCUUCAUGGUGACCCUGAUCUUCUUCCUUGGACUGCUGGUGUCUACCCUUGGCUAG